AUGCAUCCUCCCCCGCUCCUCGGUGUGGGUGUUGUUGAUCUGCUCGAGUCCGAUCCCCGACCAAGCUUCGUCGUUGCGCUACCAACUUCAUUCAAGGACCCCGCUCUUGCCGAGGUCGUCUACAGCAAUCCAGCCCUGGUGUGCAUGCCUGCCCUUCUCGAACUCCUAGGGUCAUUCUCGAGCCGCGACCACGCGAGGUUUUGGGACUGGAUCACCGCUCAAGACGCCAGCCCGUCCCAACCUUUCCUGUAUAACAACCACUUCUGGACCCGGAACACAGUGCUUUCCAGAUGGGUUGUUGUAAGCUCCAACGAUAUCCCAACUUCGUCAGAGCCUCCGAGGAAGACUCGCCUCGAUGGUUCGAGAGACCGAGAGUCUAGUAGCGGGAUAUUGCAUCCGCAUGCCUCUACAGUGCACUCGGUGUCUGCGCCAGAAUCGUCUGCAGAAGACUUGUCUUAUCCCCGGAUCGUUCGAGCAACCACUGAGCCACCCAUAUUCUUGCCGGAUUUCAUGCCAGACCAAGAGCCUUUUCUCGACAUGGUCGAUAGCGUUGACUGGAGCGCAACUCCCCUUGGAGCCAUGGACCAGUGGCCAUCGCUGCUACAUCAGUCUUACAGCCAAAUAUUAUGCAAUUCUCAACCUACGGCAAUCUACUGGGGGAAGAAGCUCACGACAGUCUACAAUGAGGCUUAUGGAGAGAUGAUUGGAGCCCGACACCCCAAUGUGAUGGGCUGUUCUGUGACGGAGGUUUUCCCUGAAAUUGCAGAUCAGCUCAGAGAUAUGAUGGACAACCCUGGGCAAAGUCGCCGUGCGAGCAACGAAGAGGCGUUUCGCUUUUUUCUCGAAAGACCCGACGGAUCACCCCUCGAGACAUACCUUAAGUGGUCGAUCGUACCAGUAAUGCAGAACGACGAAUGCCUUGGCUUCAUCCACCUAAUCUCGGACACGACUCUCUACCACCUUUUCCGUCGGCGGAUCCAGAUGCUGGUCAACAUGGGCGAGGAGCUCGUCACAGCCAAGGAUGUCAAAUCCUAUUGGAGCAAGCUGAUCGAGGAGCUCUCGGAAUGCGAUCCCGCAUACGAUAUACCCCUGGCAAUGCUGUAUUCAAUUGAAUGUGAUGGAUCGUCGCACUCUGGAAGCGAGUCGCGGCACGACUGUAAUCACGUUUGUCGUCUCGAGGGCGCUCUUGGUGUCCCGGAAAACCAUCCCAUUAUGCCUGAGAAUCUGCGACUAAAAGACACCGAUGCUGGUUUGGCGCCACAGUUUCGAAAUGCUCUGCGCAGUCAAGAGCCACUCAUAAUCAGCACAUCGGAUGGCAGUCUACCAAAAGAGCUACUGACCGGCUUGCAGUGGCGCGGAUUUGGCGAUCCCUGCGACGCUGCUAUCGUGCUGCCCAUCAGACCUACGAAAGAGGAGGAAGUCAUGGGACUGCUCGUGCUGGGGCUCAAUCCCCGAAGACCUUAUGACGAUGCCUACACUCUUUACAUUCAAUUGCUAGCACAAAAGCUUACAACGUCUCUGGCUUGUACAGUCUUAUUAGAGGAGGAAAGGCGCCGAGGCAGAAAUGCUGCCGAGCACGCAGCAUUCGACCAGGCCAUGCUGAAAGAGAAGCUCGCUCACCAGACCAAAGAGGCUACAGAGUACACACGGUUAUUCCAGACUGUUUCUGACUUUAUUCCCAACGGAUUCUCCAUUGGCGACCACCAGGGGAACAUCACAUUUGCAAAUGGGCUUUGGUACCGCAUAACAGGACACCCUGAGGAAGGCGGCUCUCUCUCUUGUGUGUUGGAGGUAGACCGAGAAAAGAUACGCGAGGCGUACAAAGAAUUGCACGUAAAGGAUGAAGUUGAAUUCGAGUUUCGCGUCAAAGGAACCGAAUACACGAACAAUAUGCUGGCAAGAAGGUCGCCCUUCAAAGCCGAAAUGUACAGCGACCUUGACGACGAAUUGGAACGUUUAGUAAUGGCGCAAGCCAAGGCUGAGCGAGCAGCAGAUGGAACCAUUGUUCGAACUUUUACUUGCCUGACAGACGUCACUGCUCACAAACGGACAGCCGACGAAGCAACUAGAAGGGCCCAGCAGGCGGAGAAUCUGAAGAGAAUGGCCGAGCUUGCCACAGUUGGCAUGUUCGAUAUGGACAUUGGGGGGCGUCUACUUGGCGCAAAUAACGUCUUUUUCGAGCUUUGUGGGAUAGAAAAGGUCGACCUCUUGCAACACGAAGUCCGGCCAUGGGAAGUUUCGGUUGUGCAAGACGACCUUCCGACCUUGAGCGAGAGCGUGGCUCGACUCGUGUCGACAAAGAAGCCCCAGUCGGCCGAGAUUCGUCUAAAGACCACAUGGACGGCUGAAGAUGCCGUAGGGAACCAGGUCACCGCGCCGAGAUGGGUGAACGCCGCUCUUAUGCCGGUCUGCAACUCAGAUGGCAUCGUACAGUCCUUCACUGGUUGUGUUAGCGACGUCUCAUUACAAAAGUGGCAACUCGAGUUAGAAACUCAACGUACCGAGGAGGCAAUCGACUCGAAGCGGCAGCAGGACAACUUCAUCGACAUGACAUCCCACGAGAUGCGUAACCCGCUCAGCGCUAUAGUUCACUGUUCGGACGCCAUCAUUGCCUCUCUCGCAAGAUGUGAAGAGCUCGUCGGCCGGCCCCUAACUCCCAAGGUUUCAAAGUCAGACGACGAAAAUAGCGACAAGCACUUUGACAUUAAACGGCUUCUUUCGGACAGCAUUGAGAACGCUGAAACGAUUGUGGCUUGCGCUCAGCAUCAGAAACGGAUUGUAGACGAUAUCUUGACAAUGUCUAAAUUGGAUUCCAAGCUCCUAGCCGUCACUCCUUGCACGGUCAAUCCUGUUCAGAUUGGCGAGGAGGCCAUCAAAAUGUUUGACGUCGAAGCUCGUCGUGUGGAUAUUGACCUCAAAAUGACUGUCGACAAGUCUUAUCGAGAACUGGGCCACAUUUACCUUGAUCUUGAUCCCUCCCGCGUCAAGCAGGUCCUCAUUAACUUGCUUACCAAUGCUCUGAAGUUCACAAAGUCUGGGUCAAUUAGGAAUGUGUCCGUCUGCAUGAAAGCAUCACGACAACGGCCGACGAAUGAAACAGCACCGGUCACCUUUAUUCCCCGAUCCUGCAAAGAAGAGUCGGAAUACGAGCAGCCUGCUCUAGACAGUCGUAGAGACCCAGUCUACAUCAUGUUUGAGGUCAAGGAUACCGGCCAAGGCCUUUCAGAAGACGAAAAGUCGAAUCUUUUCAACAGAUUUGUGCAAGCCAGCUCGCGAACUCAUGUCAAGUACGGUGGAAGCGGACUGGGACUGUUCAUCUCGCGACGCUUGACGGAGCUACAAAAGGGCGCCAUUGGCGUGGCAAGUCUGCCAGGGGUCGGGUCCACGUUUGCAUUCUUUAUCGAGGCAUACGUGCCGACGGAAGCGUCGCGGAGGGAAGCCGAAUCCGCAGCCGCGGCCGUAAGAAUGACCACUCUGGCUACUGCAGCCAAUACCCCAUCUACAGUGCCGCGGAUAAGAGCCCCCGCGAACGAACAGAGGACACCUGGCUCGCGACCGAAACCUAAGAGCUACGAUCCCCGGCUGGACGGGAUCCUUGUUGUGGAGGACAACUUAAUUAAUCAGCAAAUCACCCGUCGCGGUCUGCAGGAUAGGGGGUUCACUGUCGACGUGGCCAAUCACGGAAUCGAGGCUUUGGAGAGGCUCAUGCAGUCCAUGUCCCUGCAACAGCAAGAUGACCCAGAGUACUUUACGCAUAGCAACUCGAGUGCUCAGGGACCUCCUGUGUCGAUCAACCUCAUCCUCAUGGACAUAGAGAUGCCAGUGCAGGACGGCUUGACAUGCACACGGCGAAUUCGAGAAUUAGAGCAGGAAGGGAGAGUGUUCUGCGCGAGCGGUGGAAGAAUACCCAUCAUCGCCGUAAGCGCCAAUGCAAGGCCGGAACAGAUGCAAGAUGCCAAGAGCGCAGGGUGCGACGACGUGCUCGUCAAGCCUUAUCGGAUGCCGGAGCUAAUCGAGAAAAUGCAAGUGGUCGUCCGGCGGAUGGGGGGCCUUUCGCCCGGAUCGCCUAUACAAUAA
This is a messenger RNA of Colletotrichum orchidophilum, 4077 nucleotides long. RefSeq names its product hsp90-like protein. The transcript has a single exon. Bases 1 to 4077 code for a protein of 1358 amino acids. The record is from RefSeq and is a predicted model, not a curated record. Gene Ontology annotation, molecular function: phosphorelay sensor kinase activity. Gene Ontology annotation, biological process: phosphorelay signal transduction system; phosphorylation. NCBI's taxonomy places the organism in Eukaryota, Fungi, Ascomycota, Sordariomycetes, Glomerellales, Glomerellaceae.